Molecule: messenger RNA, 1879 nt
Organism: Antrostomus carolinensis (chuck-will's-widow)
Lineage: Eukaryota; Metazoa; Chordata; Aves; Caprimulgiformes; Caprimulgidae
Gene: TCF3
Product: transcription factor 3
Exons: 14
Coding region: 221-1567 (448 amino acids)
Biological process (GO): regulation of transcription by RNA polymerase II
Cellular component (GO): chromatin; transcription regulator complex
Molecular function (GO): protein dimerization activity; DNA-binding transcription factor activity, RNA polymerase II-specific; RNA polymerase II cis-regulatory region sequence-specific DNA binding
Source: RefSeq, a predicted model, not a curated record
CGGGGUGAAAGGAGGGUCCCAGUAUUUUUCUUACCCCAACAAUCCUCGCAGGAGAGGUGCUGAGAGCAACAUAGAUGGACAGCCCAAAAAGGUUCGGAAGGUGCCUCCUGGACUCCCCUCCUCGGUGUAUCCAUCCAACUCAGGUGAUGACUACAGCAGGGAUCCAGCUGGAUAUACUCCCUCGAAACCUCCCAGCACUGUGUAUCCCGGAGCCUUUUAUAUGGCAGAUGGGCUCCAUAACUCACCAGACCUGUGGAGUUCACCAGGUGCCAUGAGCCAGUCGAGUUACGGUGCCAUGCUGGGCAGCUCCUCCUCUCCACUCCCGCAGUCCAGCGGCUUCAACAGUUUACAUCAGCACGAACGCAUGAACUACCAGCUUCAUUCAGGAGAGGUUAACGGCGGACUCCCCUCUGUGUCUGGCUUCUCCUCUGCCUCCACGCCAUACGGGGUCUCCAGUCACACGCCCCCGAUCAGCGGGACAGACAGCAUGAUGGGUAACAGAGGAACCACGGCUGGGAGCUCAGGAGACGCGCUCGGGAAGGCACUAGCUUCAAUUUAUUCCCCCGAUCACUCUAGCAAUAACUUCUCAUCAAACCCCUCGACACCGGUCGGUUCCCCUCAGGGGCUUGCAGGCACGGCGCAGUGGUCGCGAGCGAGCGGACAAGGUGCCUUAUCUCCCAGCUACGAAGGGAGCCUCCACACUUUACAAAACAAAAUGGAAGACAGGUUGGACGAAGCCAUUCACGUGCUGAGGAAUCACGCCGUGGGCCAGACAGCUGCCAUGCCGAGCAACCACGGGGACAUGCACGGGCUCCUGGGCUCAGCACCGGCCCACAGUGCCACCGUGGGCAGCCUGGGCCAGGCCUUCCCCGCCUCGGUCAUGUCCCUGGGGAACAGGCACCCGAGUCUGGUGGGAGGAGGUCACCCUGAAGACGGGUUGUCCAGCAACCCCAGCAUGCUCCACAACCAUGUCACACUUCCGUCACAGCCCAGCUCACUCCCUGACCUCAGCAGGCAGCAGGACACGUACACCGGCUUGUCAGGGGGGCUGGGGCGAAGCAGUGUCUCCUCGGGAACCAGCGAAAUAAAGAGGGAAGAGAAGGAGGACGAGGAGAACACGUCAGUGGCAGACAACUCGGAAGAGGAGAAGAAAGAGCUGAAACCCUCCCGGAACAGAACAAGGUGCUCUUUGAACAGCAGUACAGACGAGGCCUUGUCACUGGAGGACAAAGAUCUGAGGGACCGGGAGAGGAGAAUGGCCAAUAACGCCAGGGAAAGGGUGCGUGUGCGGGACAUUAACGAGGCCUUUAAAGAACUGGGACGCAUGUGUCAGAUGCACUUAAAAACGGACAAAGCACAGACCAAACUGAUCAUCCUACAGCAAGCGGUGCAGGUCAUUCUGGGCCUGGAGCAGCAAGUACGAGAGCGCAAUCUGAACCCUAAAGCAGCCUGCUUGAAGCGUCGGGAAGAGGAGAAAGUGUCCGGAGUAGUAGGAGAUCCCCAGAUGACACUUUCAGCUUCACAUCCUGGUCUAGGAGAUGGUCACAAUCCUGUUGGACACAUGUAAAGAUCUUUUUGUUCCUCUGGAUAGAGAGAUCUGUAGGAAGAAAACCCUCGGUGUGACCUGCAACCUUCUUGAACCAUAAACUUUAGUACUGCUAAUACUGACACACGUGGACAGAUCCUGGCAUGACGUAAGGGGUGGAAAAAAAGAAACCACUUUGUCAAAAACAAAAUGAAAACAAAAAAAAUUGCCUUAAGUAUAAAGUGCGGAACAGUCAAUACAUAUCACUCAGUUAGGAGGGGGUGGCGUGUUCUCUUGGCUUGUUCACAAGCAGCCAGCAGCAAAAUUGUGCCUAAGCUUGAUAUUUCUUUUUUU